UAUAAGAUCUGAUGGUCGGUGUUGAGUGUGCGGACGGAUGGAGCAUCAUCAGCAUCAGGAUCCCUGCACGCGCGCACCGCCACCGUACUCCCUAUACACGCGCGCGCGGCAGUGUUUAAUCGUCUGCUAGUCUGAGAGAAGUGAGAGCGCGAGCGAGCAGAGAGAGAGAGAGAGAGAGAGAGAGAGAGAGAGAGAGCGACGAUGCACGCGCGCGCGCAUCGUCACCACCACCAUCAUCAUUAUCCGUAGAAAAUUCGGUGUUAAAACGAAUCGGAUUUUCUUUUAAUAAAAAGAAAGAGAGAGAUAGAGAUAGAUAGAUAGAUAGACAGAGAGAGAGAGUAAGAGAGUGUGUGUGUGAGAGAGAGAGAGAGAGAGAGAGAGAGAGAUACUGGAAUAAUCGGCACGGAUUUUGCAGCCUGGCGCGCGCUACGUUCCGGUUAACGGAUGUCGUGAUGCAGCUGCCGCUUCGGAGACGAUCAGCCCGAUGACACCACAGUCUGCAGCGGCACUACAGUGAACGGCGCCAUUCAAUUCGAUGAAAAUGCGUGUCUGGAUACUGACACUAAUCUUGCUGCUUGCCGCUUCUCUGAGCCUGGUUGAGAUGUAUGAAAAUUAUGGGGAGAUCUGUAGGAAUUUGUGCACUUGUGAAGAAAAAGAGGGCAUUCUGACGGUCAGCUGCGAGAACCGGGGCAUUGUAAGACUGUCAGAAAUCAGCCCGGUUCAUUUCCCCACGUAUCACCUUCUACUGACGGGGAACCUGCUGAAAAAAUUGUCCGUCAAUGACUUUAUCAACUAUACUGGAGUCACCAUUUUGCAUUUAGGCAACAACGACAUAUCCGAAGUGGAAACUGGGGCUUUUAAUGGACUGCAGGGAUUAAGGAGGUUGCACCUAAACAACAACAAAAUAGAUGUUCUUAGGGAUGAUACGUUCACUGGAUUAGAAAACCUGGAAUACCUUCAGAUUGAUUACAAUUUUAUUAGUAUUAUUGAACCCAAUGCUCUCAGCAGGCUCCACCGUCUGACUGUGCUAAUUUUGAAUGACAACCUCUUGUCAUCGCUGCCUACCAACAUUUUCCGAAAUGUGCCCUUGACCCACUUGGAUCUCAGGGGCAACCGCUUGAAAAUGUUCCCUUACAUUGGCCUUUUGGAGCACAUGGAUAAAGUGGUGGAAUUACAGCUAGAGGAGAAUCCGUGGAAUUGUUCUUGCGAACUUAUCGCACUAAAAGCUUGGCUAGAAAGCAUUGCCUACACGGCACUAGUUGGCGAGGUGGUCUGUGAGACUCCAUUCCGGCUCCACGGCCGCGAUCUCGAUGAGGUCUCCAAGCAGGAGCUGUGCCCCCGGAGGGCCAUUUCGGAAUAUGAGAUGCGCCCACCGCCACCUCUCAGCACGAACGGAUAUUUCCAGACGACGCCGGCGGCAGUGACUUCCUCAGCCACAUCCUCAGCAGUGCUGAGGUCCUCAUCCCGGCCUACCAAGGGCACUCGGCAGUCCAACAAGACCAGGUCCAAGCCCACGUCUCGCAUCCCAGGCAAUCCCUACAACUAUGGGCCAAUCAUAGCUUUUCAGACCAAAUCUCCUGUGCCUUUGGAUUGCCCCACGGCAUGCACGUGCAACCUUCAGAUCUCUGAUCUUGGGCUCAAUGUCAACUGCCAGGAACGGAAAAUUGAGAGUAUAUCAGAUCUAAAGCCCAAGCCGUAUAAUCCCAAAAAAAUGUACCUUACUGGGAAUUACAUCCCUGUUGUGCGCCGAUCGGAUUUCGUUGAGGCAGAGGGAUUGGAUUUGUUGCACUUGGGAAACAAUCGGAUAGCACUCAUACAUGACAGGGCAUUUGGGGAUUUAAUUAAUCUGCGCAGGUUGUACUUGAAUGGCAAUUUGAUAGACAGGCUCACUGCAGACAUGUUCUUUGGGCUCCAGAACCUGCAGUACUUGUAUUUAGAGUACAACAAGAUCAAGGAGGUUGUUGCCGGUACCUUCCGCUUCGUGCCAAACCUUCAGCUGCUUUUCCUAAACAACAAUCUUCUAAAAACCUUGCCGGGAGGCAUCUUUUCUAGUAUGUCACUGUCAAGGCUCAAUCUACGCAACAACCACUUUCAAAACUUGCCUGUGAGUGGAGUUCUAGAUCAGCUCAAGGCUUUGGUGCAAGUGGAUCUCUUUGAAAACCCUUGGGAUUGCACGUGUGAUGUGGUAGGCAUGAAAAUAUGGCUGGAGCAGCUCAACUCUGGCACUGUGGUUAAUGAUGUCAUAUGUGCAACUCCAAAGAGACUUGCAGGGCAAGACAUGCGCAGCGUCCUUUCUGAACAGUUAUGUCCUGAUUACUCGGAUAUUGUUGUAUCUACGGUAGCUCUGUCGGAAGCGACCUUGGAAGGGAAGGUAAUCACCACAGAGACCCCCUUGAGGUUCAACACUCCUUCAAGCACUGUCCCAUUGUCAGUCCUCAUCCUUAGCCUCCUCCUGGUCUUCAUAAUGUCUGUUUUUGUGGCUGCUGGGCUGUUUGUGGUGGUCAUGAAACGGCGAAAAAAGUCACAAAGUGACCGCACCAGCACCAACAACUCAGACGUAAGUUCCUUUAACCUUCAGUACAGUCUUUAUAGCAAUCGUUCUGUACCCAAAGUCAAAACCCCAGCAGGUCAUGUCUACGAGUACAUCCCCCAUCCUCUUGGGCACAUGUGCAAAAACCCCAUUUAUAGAUCCAGAGAAGGUACCGCUGUGGAGGAUUAUCCUGAUCUGCAUGAGCUCAAGGUUAGCUACCGAAACACCAAUGAAGAAGAGCGGGAUCCAACGUCGAGGAGCCCUACGUACACCGUUAGCACCAUUGAACCUAGGGAGGAGCCUUCGACUGCUCAGGAUGCCGAGCAUUUCUUCCGAGGGAUCUUAGAACCAGAUAAAACUCCGAAUAGUGCCGGAAAUAGGUAUGAGUACAAGUACCCCAGUCCUGGAUCUUACACGUACAACCCAAAUUUCGACGUACGUCGGCAAUUCUUGCAUCCCGAGGGAAUUAGAGAAACUAUGCUCUAUAGCUCAGCUCCAAGUACUGUCUACGUGGAGCCGAACAGGAAUGAGUAUUUGGAACUAAAGGCAAAACUCCAAAUGGAGCCAGAUUACCUCGAAGUUCUUGAGAAACAGACAACGUUUAGCCAGUUUUAAACCUUGUCUAUGAACAUGCAUACUGUUAGAGAUUUUCACCCCGUUUCCAUGCGAAGGGUGCACUGGGGUGUACGGUGUACACCAUCUUUAAAGAAACAACAGAACAAAGGCAACAAACAAAAAUCCUACAAUGGGGUGUGCCAAACUGUCUUACCUUAAUUUUUAAAGAUACAUGACAUUAAAGGAAAUAAAAAAGGAAAAAAGCUCUCGGGAUGAAAGCACGAGUUGUGAUACAAAACUGGUGAUGCAAAAAUCGCAAAAUCUAUUUUUUUAAGUUGACGAUUGAAUUGAAUACACGUAAAUAAACAAACGUAGCUGUACAGAUUAAUCCAAGUACGUUUUUUUCAGGAGUAUAAUCACGCAGAUACUGCGAACUUUAACAAUACAAAAUUGAAAAAGAACACUGUAUUACAGUGCAUCUAACUGUGCAGGACAAUUCCUCUGCUCUAGUCUGUAAGUAAGUAAGUAUUUAUUGGUAUAAUCUCCAUGUAUUUUUAACAUUAUUUGAUUAUUCAUCAUUAUCACCUGUACCAUUAUCCCUCUGUACAAGCUUUUCGUUUGUAAUUUUUUGAUCAUUUAUUGUAGCUUGCAUUGUACAAGUGGCUUUCUUUCAGCGGUGGCACACCCCCCUCCCCCCCCCCCCUUCCCUGUCCCCAUCUUCCUAAACCUCCGAGUCCUCCACCUUCAUCUCCAGUGUCAAAGAGAGACUUUUGCUUCAUUUAAAGAUUUAAAAAAGAAGUGUCUUUGUAUGCCGUCUGCACUUUUUUGGAAAAAAAAAAAAGAAAGAAAGAAAAAUGGAGGGCCAAUGUUGGUCUUCCCAGCUACCAUUAGAGGAAUUAUUAUAUAUUAAAAAUGAUUCAUUCAUUCUUAAUAUGUAUUUUAAUAUGUUAUCAAAAACAAAUUCAUAAAUGAUAAUUGAAGUAAUAAUUAUGUUGUGUAAUACUAUUUUAAUGUAACACCUAUUUUUAUACAAGCAUUCGCAAUUCUUUCUUUUUUCCCCCUUAUUGUUUUUUUUUUUUUUGAUUGCUUUCCACUUAUUAUUGCACUAUAUUGACCAAAAUAUGUUUAUGUCAUCAAUAAAUAUGAUGUCAGGUUCUUAUAUACAUACAUAUAUAUACAUCAUUGUUGGCAACACAUUUCCGGUACGACAGUCCUCUGGCACGAGGAGUCAAGUGAUUUUAGGAGUUACAUUAGCAAUGCUAAUCAAUACAGAGUUGUAACCAGUGUUCAGAGGCGUUCCUAAAACAAUCAAUGCUUCUCAAAUAAACAUUUUUUUUUUCUGUGCAAAAAAGGGAAGGGAAGAUGUGCUAUAGUAGAAGGUUAUUAGCACUGAAAAUUGAAAAUGGCAGGGUUAAUAUCGCAGUAGCUCUAGGCCAUGUCAUCAACUCGUUGCUCGUCUGCUGCAUUUUAAUAAGACGUUCUGAAAUCUCUUGAUUGCAUGAGGCUGCAUUUUGACUUCUGACUAUAAUGUGAGUUUUUACCUUGUAAUUAUUGGUAUUCAAUUUAUUUCUGGUUAAACGAAUAAGGUUAAUUGAUCUGAAUUUACGUCGCAGAAAGUACUCUCAAAAAAAUAGUUCAUUCCUGGUGUGUGGUGUGUUUUGGACCACCAAAUGUUCUGACAUGAUAAGCUUUCGAAAAUGAUUAGUAGAUCAAAUUCAAGUCUUUAUGAAAAGAUUUGAAUCGCCCAAAUUAUUGCUAUUUGGUCCAUGUACAUUAUGUUUAUUAGUUUUGCAUUUCAUUUCACAGUGAAAAUGGAAAAACAAGGAAACAGCUUCUUACUUUGUUUUUGUUUUUUUCUUGGCAUGCACUAAAAUAGGAAAUCACUCAUUUCAUAAAAUUAUUUUUAGACAAAUAAAAUAUUGAAUUAUUUUUAGUUGUUUCCAUUUGUUUCAUCACACAAAGUCUAGAAAUCAAAUAUUUACAAUUAUAAAUCUGUACAUUUCAGUGUCAACAGAGUCAACCUGGAAGUGCAAGUAUGCUAUCCUAUAGACUAUUCUCUGGUUAAGAUAUGUACUCUAGAACCUUAUUCUGUUUUCAUAAAAGGUUUAAAAAAAAAGGGAUCGAUAUAUGCAGAACUGAACGUUGACCUAGAAAUCCCUGCUUUUUUUUUUUUUUUUUACAAAAAAAAAAAAUCAUCCACCACGUCGUUCUCCUUUAUCAUCACCCUCUGAUUAUUAUUAUUUUUUUUUUUUUAAAAGCAUGUAGUGAGCCAUAUUAGCAGUACAUCAGGCACUAACAGCCAUCUGUAAUUGCUGAUCCACAUCCAGGCCAUUAAGAUCAUUCAUUUUAUCUCUAAAAAGAAUCUGAAAUGAUGAAAAACAAAUUUUUUUUUGAAUAUUUAUUGUUAUAUUUAUUGUUUUAAAGUCAAAAGUAAACACUGUUUUAAACAUUGCAUUUGGAUAGAUUACGAAAAAAAAAAAGAAAUGAACACAAGGUACACAAACCUGUCAUGAUUACCAUAAUGAUCAUUUCCUAUAUUUUUGCCCAUUUUUUUAAUUUGAACUUUUUUAAAAGCAAAGCCGAAUCCCAUGCUGUAAUGAAGUAUGCUGUAUUUCUUCUCUUUUUGUAAAAUGGCUGUAUUGAGUAUUGGGGUUAGAGUGUGACCCCCCCUUCCUCCUUGUUCCAAUGAUAAAGAGCUCCACUUUCUCUCUUUCUGUCGACUCGAGGGCCUCGUUCCAAAUCACGACGUGACGCGGGGGCUUUUUAUAGCCGCAGAAAAAAGGAAGGGGGACGAAUCAGACCUGUUAUGGCAGGACAGACCUUGACAUGGUGUUAAUCUCUGAAUUGCUGCCAAGGGAUUGGGAUGUGAUUAAUUGGUGACGGUUACUAAUUGUCAAGAAGAAGCUGCUUCGGUUUUAUGGCCGUGUUUCCAGCGAAUUAAAUCUGGACCGAUCGUUCACCGGCUUGGUCCCUGAAACGGAUCCCAGAUCAUCAAUUGUGUAAAUACUAACCCUGGCAUUAUGAAUUUGGACCACUCACGCCACCAGCGCGCUAAUUCUAGACCACUUAGAGCUCGUCAGCCCAUAUGGUGAGCUAAAGAGGAGCAAUCUGAACACGGUGCAGCAGAGCUUGUGCAUUGGGAAUACGCAGCCAGCCGUUUAUGAUGAUUAUUUAUUAUUAUUAUUUUUGGCACGGUUUGGUAAUGUGCUCCAUUUUGGCCCAUGCUAGCAGAGGAUUAGCGCUGACAUUCAGGUCUCUGGGCCUUCGGCAGUUUAUGAUCAAGAUUUACUGGUUGUCCACUUCAUAAAUGCUAAGAUUUCCUGGGUUUUGGCCUUAUUGUUGGCGAGGUGGUUUGGUAAUUUGGGUGAAAUUGGAUGUUUUUGCUCUGGUGAUAGAAAGCAUCUUGAAUUGCUUUUGUUCCUGAAGAUAGGAUUGUAAGUGCUGAAAUAAACCUGGAUAAACCAUAUGUGAACGAUGACCUAGCUAAGCCUUUCUUUCGCUAUUUUAUUGCUUUGGUUGUCGUUUUAUAUGUCAUUCAGAAUGGAUAUUUUCUUAAAUUUUUACAUUUAUUCCCUUACCAAAUGAGAUAGAACAGGUAUUCCACUCUAAAUUGCACAUCCUUAAUGUUUUUUUUUAAAUAAGUAGUAGUCAUAGCAGUUUUAUUUUAUACGAUAAUCUCUAUGAAAACAACUGAAAAACAGAGACAGUGUAAAUUUGAACAAAAACAAAACAAACAAACCCAACGUUUAGCCUUUUGGGCAGCCAAAUGUUCUGAAAAUAAAAUACCUUUUUAAUUUUUUUUUUUUUUAAAUCGUAAAAGUGGCAUGCUAAGCUUUCCAAAAAGUCAUAUGAAUUUGAACCAUUCAAAUGUUCACCAUAUGUUUAAGAAUUUCUAAAGAUUUGAAAGAAUAAUGAUGCUCACCACAACAAUCUUAAUCUUUUUGUUUUCUUUUUUUUUUUUUUCCUUAGAAUUUAUUUUAAUUCAGACAGUCAUUUAUACAGUCAUCACAUGUGGGUUAAAUAUUUUAUGGAUUCAUUUUUAUGUUAUUUAUUGAUUUAUUUUUCUUCGUUUUAUUUCCUUAUUUUUUUUCUCUACAUCUCUUAUAAGUGGAUUAAUAGUUUUUAAAAUGUAACUUCAUAUAUUGCUAAAAAAACCGUUUACUCAUGCUCUAGGCCCUGCCCUUCUAUUUGAAAAGGUCUAUAUCACAAUUUUUUUUUUUUUUGCUUUGGCAAUGAGAGCAAAUUUCAGAGCAGAAUGGAAGAUAUGUAUGCACAUUUUGGUUUGUAUUUACGGAAAUGAGCAGCGCGUGUUUUAUUUUAGAGUGAAGCUUGAUGCUAUUGGUUACGCAGUCAUCUCUAGAAUGAAAUAAUUUCUUCGUUUUGACGAUGAAAGAGAUUAAUUAGCAAAGCCUCCGUUUGAAGGUCAUCCUUUUAAAAUCCAAAUCUCUUCUCUGUGAUUAAUGCAUUCGACAUCAACUGUCAAUCAAAAUUAUCGUCAUUCACCCGAUGUCUACUCCCUCGCUAAUUAAUCGCCAUUACCCACUCCCUGUGUGUGUGUGUGUGUGUGUGUGUGUGUAUGUGUGAGUGUGCAUGUGCAUGGGUGGGUGGAUGGGUGGAUGUGUGGGUGGAUCUGAAUUUGUCACCAUGAGCUAUCGGCGUCGAGGUGACCCUGAGCGCUAAUGUUGCAUCAUGGGAAAAGAAUAAAACAUCGCCGUCAAACGAGUAAUGCUUUUAAUCAACGCUCUGGGAGAAGAGUGAUGUUUAAUUUCUUAAUUUAUCCAGCGAUUAUUUAACUUUGUCGCAUUGUGACGGGGCGUGUGUGUGUGUGUGUGUGUGUGUGUGUGUGUGUGUGUUUGCCAACCAAGUUCAAGGAGAAUGGGCUAAUUGCGAAGGCAGAGAUGAUAUCUGACAGGCACCAAUGAGCCUCUUGAUUAAACUAAUCAUGAUGUUUAAUGGAAGUCGCGGAGCCGCCGGGGAAAAAACAAAUUUAUUUCACAGGUUGAAUAGUCAUUUACAACACAGUGUGUGUGUGUGUGUGUGUGUGUGUACGUGUGUGUUGUGUGUUUUCGGCAUUUGACCCUGGAAAUGAGCGAGACCGUGUUUCUGUUUACUCCUUGAUUUGUUUUUGUGUUUAGACACACUCCACUCCUCAUGUGUCCGUGUCGUCACUCUAUCUGUUCCGGCUCGAGUGUGUUUCGAUGGAUUUCUUCUAUCUCUCUCUCUCUCUCUCUCUCACACACACACACACACACACACACACACUCCUUUAUCAGCUUAUGGUUGCGUUUGUUUGAACAGAGCCUGUUUAUCACUGGAAAUGUGCUGUGUCAUUGUGGAG
This is a messenger RNA of Pangasianodon hypophthalmus (striped catfish), 8423 nucleotides long. It is a transcript of the gene slitrk5, whose product is annotated as SLIT and NTRK-like protein 5. The transcript is spliced from 2 exons. Gene Ontology annotation, molecular function: protein binding. The record is from RefSeq and is a predicted model, not a curated record. Bases 536 to 3145 code for a protein of 869 amino acids. Gene Ontology annotation, cellular component: membrane. NCBI's taxonomy places the organism in Eukaryota, Metazoa, Chordata, Actinopteri, Siluriformes, Pangasiidae. Gene Ontology annotation, biological process: axonogenesis; positive regulation of synapse assembly; regulation of presynapse assembly.